AUGUUCGGCGUUGUGCUAGUACAGGACCGUGCAAACCCAGGGGGUGGUGAACGCGGCCGAAGCCGCUGGAUAGCCCAGGGCAUAGCAAGUUUCUUCCAAUAUUUUGUUGUUUCGUGGCGUAUCGCUUCGUGCAUCAUGCUUCUAGGUGCUGGAGAUGCCCAGGAGUCCACUUUACGAGCAGAUAUUGCAGCGGCCUUGCAGCCAUCGCCCUCAUUUGGAUCCAAGAGGCCGUUUUUGCUUGUGAAUUACUCCCGUUCAGCCAUCGGCCAACGAAUGUUCAGUGGAGGUCAUUAUGCGCCCAUUGCGGGCUACAAUGCGAAGGAAGACAAGGUCUUACUGCUUGAAGUGAAUUGUUGGCGUUAUCCUUCCGUGUGGGUGGACCUUCCUUCGCUGUGGCUUGCAAUCCAGACCCAAGUUGCAAAUGGCAACUGGCGCGGGUACCUUCGUAUCCGAACUCCCUGA
Molecule: messenger RNA, 462 nt
Organism: Symbiodinium pilosum
Lineage: Eukaryota; Dinophyceae; Suessiales; Symbiodiniaceae
Source: the annotation of a GenBank genome assembly